This is a messenger RNA of Talpa occidentalis (Iberian mole), 2611 nucleotides long. It is a transcript of the gene EGLN3, whose product is annotated as egl-9 family hypoxia inducible factor 3. Gene Ontology annotation, molecular function: ferrous iron binding; L-ascorbic acid binding; peptidyl-proline 4-dioxygenase activity. Gene Ontology annotation, cellular component: cytoplasm; nucleus. Gene Ontology annotation, biological process: cellular response to hypoxia; peptidyl-proline hydroxylation to 4-hydroxy-L-proline. NCBI's taxonomy places the organism in Eukaryota, Metazoa, Chordata, Mammalia, Eulipotyphla, Talpidae. Bases 948 to 1943 code for a protein of 331 amino acids. The transcript is spliced from 11 exons. The record is from RefSeq and is a predicted model, not a curated record.
CUAAUUUCAAAACUCUCCAGGAGAUUCUAAUUUGCAGUCAGCGUUCCUCCCGCACUGGCUCUGUAGACCCUACAAGCUGGGAGUAAACUCAGGGCACUGGUUUCUGAUCAGAAAACCUGGAAUGUACAUUGGAGUCAUCUGGGACAUUUUAAAAAUACUGACUCUUGGGUCCCACCCCAGAGAUUCUGGUAUAGGUCAUCUGGCAGUUUUUAGUCCAGGCUGCAGGAGCUUGAAGAUCUCAGGCAUCCAGAAGACCACUGCUGGUUUAAUUCACAUCCUAUCAGGAGUUCUGCCUGUCACAUUGUUUCAUCAUUUGUGAUGCUAAAUGCAGCCACUCAGCUGAGGUGGUGGCCCCUGACUUCUCCCUGGGAAGGUUCCGCGCUCCCCCUCCUUCAGAAGUCUGGGCCCUGAGUAUGAAGUAAGGCUUCGCCAUGCUUUUCAACAGCAAGCUUGCUGCUACUGCCCAAGUGCCUUUCUGAGCUGGGAUUCCAUGAUUGAUGAUGGGAGAGAGUAAAUAAAUUUCAAUUGUUGUCAUAUCUGGAGAAGGCACCUGGAAAACAUCCUGACAUCAGCCUGAGAAGGGACCCAGUGUCCAAGGAUGGCAGGACAAUGGCCCCAGCAGAAGCAGCUCCUGUGAACCUGCUGGAGAUGGAAGCUAUGGACCCUACCCAGACCCACUGAACAUAAAUUCCAGGUUUUGUUUUUUUUUUAAACAAACUUGGCAGAUGUUUCUUCUGGAUACUAACCAAUCAGGCGCCUUAUCUGGAGCUCAGAGCAGCAGCAUUAUUCACAAUAACCAAAGGAUGGAAACAACCAAAUGUCUGUCAGCUGAUGAAUGGAUCAACAAACGCAGUAUCUCCAUAUAAUGGACGGUUAUUCAUCCACAAAAGGUGCUAAUAUUUGGAAGUACUAAUGCAAGCACAACAUGGAUAAAUCUGGGGAAUAUCAUGUUAAGUGAAAGAAGCCGGCAAUUUCCUAUGAAUUCUACUUAUAAGCCCCUCCCCUGGUCACAAUCCACUGAGGCUCGUGCCUGCAGGCCCAGCUACGAUGCCGAGAGAGUUGCAAAUAACUUUCCCUACUUCCCUGCGCCGCGGCGCUGCGGACCGUGGCCGCCGCAGGUAGCUGAAGCCGGGGCCAAACUCCCAGCAGCGCGGCGCGCGCGCGUAGUUCGCUACCUCUCCGGUUGCGCGCUGGGGGUCCCCGAGCUCGGCUCUGCGGGCGCGAUGCCCCUGGGACACAUCAUGAGGUUGGAUCUGGAGAAAAUCGCCCUGGAGUACAUCGUGCCCUGUCUGCACGAGGUCGGCUUCUGCUACCUGGACAACUUCCUGGGCGAGGUGGUGGGCGACUGCGUCCUGGAGCGCGUCAAGCAACUGCACUGCAACGGGGCCCUGCGGGACGGCCAGCUGGCCGGGCCGCGCGCCGGAGUCUCCAAGCGGCACCUGCGGGGCGACCAGAUCACGUGGAUCGGGGGCAACGAGGAAGGCUGCGAGGCCAUCAGCUUUCUCCUCUCCCUCAUCGACAGGCUGGUCCUGUACUGCGGGAGUCGGCUGGGCAAAUACUACGUCAAGGAGAGGUCCAAGGCAAUGGUGGCUUGCUACCCAGGAAAUGGAACAGGUUAUGUUCGACACGUAGACAACCCCAAUGGUGACGGCCGCUGCAUCACUUGCAUCUACUAUCUGAACAAGAAUUGGGAUGCCAAGCUACAUGGUGGAGUCCUGCGGAUAUUUCCAGAAGGGAAAUCAUUCAUAGCAGACGUGGAACCCAUUUUUGAUAGACUCUUGUUCUUCUGGUCAGAUCGCAGAAACCCACAUGAAGUGCAGCCUUCCUAUGCCACCAGAUAUGCUAUGACUGUUUGGUACUUUGAUGCUGAAGAGAGGGCAGAAGCCAAAAAGAAAUUCAGGAAUUUAACUAGAAAAACUGAAUCUACCCUCACUGAGGAUUGACUAUGCUUGGAAAUCUGCAGGCUUCGUUCAUUUUAGUUAUGGCUCCUGAAUUGUCUUUAAGAGUUGAGUUCCAAAGAUGUCUUCUGUGACUCAAACUCCCUUUUACUGCUCAUGUCAUUCACAUCCCUGUCUUGUCUAUGGUACUUUGUGUUUUCUUGCCAAGACUGCAUCGAUCUUCAGACACUCUCUUUGCCAGACGGAUUCAUUGGCUAACUCCAAAAACACCUGCAGAUGAUCUAGCUGUCCGGCAGUUUAACUGGUAGAUUUGAUAAUACUGGCUUAUCCAAAUGAGAGCCUGGAAGCAUGGGCAAGGGAAUGCAUCUUACUUGCACUUUAUGUACACAUCUUCAUUUGAAAGGAGGAGGUUUCAAAGAAAUAACAUGGUGACACAUGCUACAGAGAGUCAUCAUUGAAGCCUUAACAGCAGGCAACAGAAAUUUGUGUCAUCCGAACAAUUUCCAGAUGUGUUUAAUCCAGGGCUAUUGGGGUUUCUGGAGAAUGAUCACAACCUAAUGACAUUAUUACCUCUAGAAAGGGCUGCUGUCAUAGUCAUCAAUUUGUAAGUGUCCGGUGGGGUGGACACUCCUCUUUCCUGGUGUGCAACCUGGACGUUCUGUCUCUGCCCCAUUUUAUUGAAAAUAUGACUUUCAGAUCAAAGAUGAUACCAC